This is a messenger RNA of Closterium sp. Naga37s-1, 660 nucleotides long. Lineage: Eukaryota; Viridiplantae; Streptophyta; Zygnematophyceae; Desmidiales; Closteriaceae. The record is from the annotation of a GenBank genome assembly.
AUGGUGGAGGCACAUCGUGUGUGGGACCAGCGCGAAUCGGGUAAGAAGCGGCAGAGGGGUGAGGAUGAGGGUAGAAUGCUAGAGGAGAGGCGGGUGCAGCGCGAAAAGGAGGUGAAGCAGCGGAGGGAGGAGGAACAGCGAAAGAGGGAGGAGAAAAAUCCGGAGCGCGAAAAGGAGGAGAAGCGGCAGAGGGAGGAGGAAAAGAGGAAGAGGGAUGAGGAGCGAGAGGUCGAGCGCGAAAAGGAAGAGAAGCGCCAGAGGGAAGAGGAAGAGCAGAAGAGGGAGGAGGAAAGGUUGGAGGAAGCCGCAAAGAAGGAAGAGGAGAUGCAACAAAAGGAGUUAGUGGCAGAAACGGAGAAAAUGGAAAAGGAAAGGCGAAGAAUUGCGGGGGAGAAUGUGGAUGCGGCAGCGGAGCAAGGGCAGGGAGAAGAGGCGGAAGGUGUAGUGUGUGCCGGGAUUCUAAAUGUGCUUAGCAUGGUUCCGGAAGCACAACUGCAAGUAGUGGACCUGGUGGAGGAGCAAGAUGAUUGGGGAACGAACAUGGACGCAGAUGAGGGGUCUUACGGAGCUGCGCAGUCAGAGGAUGCAGUCGGUGAAAAUGUGUCGAGAAAUCAGAAUGUGCAACCCACAUUGGGAGAGGCGACAGACGAGGUGGCAUAG